This is a messenger RNA of Prunus avium (sweet cherry), 2802 nucleotides long. Its product is annotated as putative respiratory burst oxidase homolog protein H. Gene Ontology annotation, molecular function: calcium ion binding; NAD(P)H oxidase H2O2-forming activity; peroxidase activity. Lineage: Eukaryota; Viridiplantae; Streptophyta; Magnoliopsida; Rosales; Rosaceae. Gene Ontology annotation, cellular component: plasma membrane. The record is from RefSeq and is a predicted model, not a curated record.
CUUCUUUCUCUGUCUUUCCCUUUACUCAGAUCUUAAGGGACAUGUAAAUGUUUGAAGGUAAUAAUUUCAUGUUGGCAAUGAACCUCUCAGAAAAUGAUGACCAGCAAGACCCAAACAAAUGGAUGCUUCAAAGAAUUGAUAUCGACCCCAUGGUGGAUGUGCCUUUAAAUAGCAAUGACACAGGAGGCAAUGCAAGCAAAAGUUCCAAUGAGACUACAUUGAAGAGGAACAACAGCAGUGUAAGGAAGAGAAAUGGGGCUCAAGGAAGCAGUCAUGGUGGCAUGGGACUUAGGGUGGAACCAGGAGGGAAAGAAGGGAUUAAGAGCCUGCGAUUUCUCGAUAGGACCGCUACGGGGAAAGAAGGGGAGGCAUGGAAGCAGAUUGAGAGGCGAUUUAAUCAAUAUGGAGGUGAUGGUAGGCUCUCUAAGGACAAAUUUGGAGCCUGCAUUGGAAUGGGAGGAGAUUCGAAGGACUUUGCCAGCGAAUUGUAUGAUGCAUUGGCCAGGAGGAGAAAAAUAUGUGCAGAAGAUGGGAUAACUCUUGAAGAAUUGAGGUUGUUUUGGGAAGACAUGACAAAUGAAGAUAUGGAAGCUAGACUUCAGAUAUUCUUUGACAUGUGUGACAAGAAUGGUGAUGGGAUGCUCUCAGAGGAAGAGGUAACAGAGGUUAUAGUUUUGAGUGCCUCCGCGAACAAGCUGGCGAAAUUUAAGCAGCAAGCAGAGUCAUAUGCAGCUUUGAUCAUGGAAGAGCUUGACCCUGACCACCUUGGAUAUAUAGAGAUGUGGCAGUUAGAAACUCUACUGAGGGAAAUGGUUGUGUCCGAAGAAAAUCAAAAGUUGGGCAAGAGAACCCAAACCCUCACAAGAGCCAUGAUCCCCAGAAGAUACAGAACUCCUGUUAGCAAAUUCCUAUCUACAACGGCAGAACAUCUACACGAAAACUGGAAGAAAAUAUGGAUUGUCACAUUGUGGUUAGCAGUAAACAUAGGCCUCUUUACUUGGAAAUACAAGCAAUACCAGCAGAAGGGAUUAUACAAAAUCAUGGGUCAAUGCCUCUGCUUUGCAAAGGGUUCUGCUGAGACUCUAAAGUUCAACAUGGCUCUUGUUCUCAUUCCAGUUUGUAGGGGAACUCUUACCAAGCUGCGAUCGACAUUUCUCAGCCACUUAAUCCCUUUUGAUAACAAUAUCAAUUUCCAUAAGUUGAUUGCACUUGGAAUAACAAUUGGGACAAGUAUACAUGCAGUCUUGCACCUAACUUGUGACUUCCCAAGAUUGAUAUCAUACCCACAAGAUCAAUUCUUCGACAUUGCGGGGAAAUAUUUCUUUUAUUUGCAGCCAACUUACAUGGACUUGGUUAACAGUAUUGUAGGCAUAAGCGGGAUUCUGAUGGUUAUUCUUAUGGCUUUUUCCUUUGUACUUGCAACGAACGCAAUGAGAAAAAAUGUCAAGUUACCAUGGCCGCUCCACCUUUUGUCAGGGUUCAAUUCCUUCUGGUAUGCACAUCAUUUGCUGGCAAUGGUAUAUAUGCUAUUUGUUACACAUGGUUACUUCCUAAUUUUCACGGAUGACUGGCGCAAGAAGACGACAUGGAUGUAUGUCAUGGCUCCAGUAUUACUGUACACUACUGAGAGACUUAUUAUACUCAUUAACGAAAUUAAUCACCCUGUCUCUGUUAUUAAGGCAGUAAUAUAUACAGGAAAUGUUCUGGCUCUGUACAUGAGCAAACCUCCUGGAUUCAGGUACAAAAGUGGAAUGUACCUCUUUGUGAAGUGUCCUGAUAUAUCAAGUUUUGAAUGGCACCCCUUCACCAUCACUUCUGCCCCGGGAGACGACUACUUGAGUGUCCACAUACGAAGCUUGGGAGACUGGACGACGGAGCUUAGAAACAGAUUUGAAAAGGCCUGCAGUGAGCUUCAAAGUACACAAACUAGAAGGGGAAAUCUUGUUAGGAUGGAAACUAAAGCGAAUUCAAACUUUCAGCACGAUCAAGCAGGAUAUCCAAGGAUCCUCAUAAAGGGACCUUAUGGAGCCCCUGCUCAAAACUACAGAAAGUUUGACAUCUUGUUGCUCAUAGGUCUGGGAAUUGGAGCAACUCCCUUCAUCAGCAUUAUAAAAGAUAUCAUAAACCAAAUAAACCACAGAUUUGCUUCUCCUCCUGAUUCAGUACACAGCAAUUCAGAAAAAUCUACAGAACCCCAAUUAAAGGGCCAUCCAAGGGCAGCUCAUAGAAAGAGUCCAGAAAGAGCGUAUUUUUAUUGGGUAACAAGGGAACAAGCUUCCUUUGAAUGGUUUAAAGGUGUCAUGGAUGACAUUUCAGAGUGUGACCACAAUCAUAUGAUAGAAAUGCACAACUACUUGACCAGCGUGUACGAAGAAGGAGACGCUCGGUCUGCUCUUAUCGCCAUGGUGCAGAAACUACAACAUGCUAAGACUGGAGUUGAUGUUGUCUCCGAAAGCCGGAUAAGAACACAUUUUGCUAGGCCUAAUUGGAGAAAGGUGUUUUCAGACUUGGCUGCCACACACCAAUCUUCUAGAAUAGGUGUCUUCUACUGUGGAAGUCCAAUACUUACCAAAACACUAAGGCAGCUCUGCCUAGAAUUUAGCCUAAAUUCAUCAACCCGCUUCCAAUUCCACAAGGAGAACUUCUAGAAUAACUUGCUGUCCACAUUGCACCAAUCUUUGUAGAAAUACUACUCUUCUUUUUCUUUACAUGCUCCUCUUGUUAUUCACUAUUGUAAAUUUAGAAGAAAAGGAAAAUUAUAUACAUUAAUUAUAUACAAAAACUGAGAACAAAUUAAUUAAA